Messenger RNA from Cyanistes caeruleus (blue tit), 2873 nucleotides. The record is from RefSeq and is a predicted model, not a curated record. Lineage: Eukaryota; Metazoa; Chordata; Aves; Passeriformes; Paridae.
AUGUUGAGGGCCGCGGUCGGUCGUCGCCGGUGGAGCCCGGAGUUGUCCCGGGGGAUCGGCGUGGGUGAGGAAGGGCUGUCCAGUGUAGACUUGGCUGAGUGUUAUCCUGGGGCGUUAGAAACUUUACAUGUUAACGACGCGGUGUUUGAAGCAGUGCAUGCUGUUUCUUGGUUAAGCCAGCGCAAAAUUGGAGAUAAGUGCAGUGAAGGGUACCAGGAUAGUCCUCGGGAGUACACAGACUCCAGAGGCUUCCUCCUGCAACUGUGUACUUUCUGGAAGGAAGCUAAGGACUUUGGGGCUCGUGGUUGCUUUAAGUGGUUUGGACAUCUAAAUGUGGCCCACAUCUUGCUGGAGAAUGGUGCUGAUCUCAAUGCGCAGAACAAGUUAGGAGCCAGUGUCCUCACAAUGGCUUCCAGAGGCGGUCACAUCAGCAUGGUGAAAUUCUUGCUGGAAUCCGGAGCUUUUGUGGACAAUUACGACCAUUUUAGCACAAAUGUACUUAACAGCAGCAGAGACGACCUUCCUGAUAUCACUCCACUGAUGGCAGCUGCUCAGCAUGGGCAUGAGGCAGUAGUACAUCUGCUGCUAGACUGGGGAGCUGAUUGUAACUACUCUUUAAAGACAAUGGGCUGGAGUCCUUUAAUGCUGGCAGCUGUUAGUGGAAAGGUGUGCUUGGCACAGCAGCUCAUAGAGAAAGGUGCCAAUCCUGAUCACUUGAAUGUACUACAUAAAACACCUUUUGAAAUCUCUGUUGGUUUCAAACACAAAGACAUGAAGGACUAUUUGGAAUCUCUCACAACCAUCAGGCCUCAGGCAGAUUCAGAAAAGAGUCAACCUGAUGUCUUUAAUGCUUUGAAACUCGGAAACUUUCAGCUGGUUAAAGAGAUCAUUGAUGAAGAUCUGAGUCAGGUUAAUAUUACCAAUGUUGACGGUGCAUCUCCUUUAAUGAUUGCAGCUGUAACUGGGCAGCUGCCCCUUGUUCAGCUCCUUGUUGAGAAAAAGGCUGAUAUUGAUAAACAGGAUAAUGUUCAUGGCUGGACAGCACUAAUGCAGGCCACGUACCAUGGAAACAAAAACGUUGUAAAGUACUUGUUAAAUCAGGGAGCUGAUGUUAACCUUCGUGCAAGAAAUGGAUACACAGCUUUUGAUCUGAUAAUGCUGCUGAAUGAUCCAGACACAGAGCUUGUAAGGUUACUGGCAUCAGCAUGCAUGCAAGUAGAUAAAGACAAGAAUAAACUGAACAACAGAUCAUCUCUGCCUUGUUCCAGAAGCAGGCAAUCCUUAAAUGUCCCAAUGUUGCCAGAUGACAAAGGAGGCCUAAAGUCCUGGUGGAGCAGGAUGUCCAAUCGAUUCCGCAAGCUGAAGUUGACUCAGACAUUGCGCCAUGGGUUUCCUUCUAAUGAGUUUGUGCCUUUUCCGGAUGAGACCGAACCAUCAUUAAAUUGCACUAUAAAAGUAGCCUCACAGAGUGAUACAGACACCUCUGGAAACCUUGAUGCUGCUACAGCUUGGACCACAAAUAACAAAGCUAGUGGUGCAAACACUUCAAAAGGCGGAAAGGAUGAUGAAUUAUUGACAACUAUGCUGAGGAGUAGUGCUCCAUUUACCAGGCUGCCCAGUGAUAAGCUGAAAGCAGUGAUACCACCUUUCUUACCACCCUCAAGCUUUGAACUUUGGAAUUCUGACCGAACCCGACUCGGCAAAGAUGGCAAAGCUGAACAAAUGAGAACUGCCUGGCCACAGAGAGCAAUCAAGCACGAUUUUAACAGCAGUGGGAACUCUGAUACAACAUCUGUUAGCAAAGGUACUAGGCCAGUCAAGUUAUCAACGUUUACAAGAAGACCAGCAUCUCCUUCAAAUUCCAACAACUUCAACCAUUCUCCCCAUUCUUCUGGUGGUUCCAAUAACAUUGCAGGAAUUAACAGACAUGGAGGAGAACUGCAUAAUAGAUCAGGUGGGAGUGCAGAUAACGUUUUGUCUCAGAUUGCAGCCCAAAGAAGAAAAGCAGCAGGCUUACCUGAACAGAAACCCAGCCAACAGUCCAGUCCAGUCCAGUCAACUCCUUCAUCUACCAUGUUGGAUUUGCAGAGUGCUCAGAUUGUCGGCAAUGGACAUGUUGUAAAGCAAAAACUGGAGAUGAACAAAAGACCUCCAUCUGGGACUUCAUCUACGUCUAAAAGCACAUCACCAACUCUCACACCUUCUCCAUCACCUUCCCCAUCUCCUAAGGUUCAAAAUGCAGAGUCUUCUGUCUCUUCUCAUAGACAUGCCAAGAGCAAUGGCUCCAGCAGUGGUACUAUUACAGAGGAUGGCAACCACUUGGUGGACCAUCAACAGCUUGGCCCUAUUCUGAGAGCCAGUGACGUAGAGAAUCAAGAAAGACGAAACCAUGUUAGAGUGAAAGAAGGCUCUGAAAACCUGGAGAAAGAUGAGCUGACUGGCAUCCUUAAAAAAUUGUCACUUGAGAAAUAUCAGCCUAUAUUUGAGGAACAGGAGGUAGAUAUGGAAGCUUUCCUCACACUUACUGAUGGUGAUUUGAAAGAGCUGGGUAUUAAAACAGAUGGAUCAAGGCAGCAAAUUUUGGCAGCUAUUUCUGAACUGAAUGCAGGAAAGGGUCGAGAGAGACAGAUUUUACAAGAAACUAUACACAACUUCCACUCUUCCUUUGAGAGUAGUGUUAGUAACACACGACAGCCAGGUCAUUCCCAAUCUCCUGGCUGCUCUUUAAAACCACAGGACGCCAUUUCUUCUAAAAGGUAGCUACUGGAACAGAAGUGUUUGUUGUUUUUUUUUAUGGUGAAGUUUGGCAUCCGACUAAGUAAAUCCAUACAAAUCCUUACUGGUGAAAAUUUGAAGUUAGUUCUGACUACACU